UAGCGGGAGUAAUUAGUGUUGAUGGUGUUUCGUCUGCUUGAUUUUAUUGAAUCAUUCAUUUCGGUCGUGUUAAACAAUUUAUAAAUAAAAAAGAAAAUGCCGCAGCCAUUAAAAUUAGCUGUUAUUUGUUCAAGUAACAUGAAUCGCAGCAUGGAAGCACAUAAUUUUUUGAGCAAGAAAGGAUAUCGAGUGCAAUCAUUUGGAACUGGAGACAAAGUGAAAUUACCAGGUGCAGCCCCUGACAGACCCAAUGUAUAUGAAUUUGGGACACCUUAUGAUGACAUCUAUCAAGAUCUCUUGCAGAAGGAUAGAGAAUUGUAUACUAGAAAUGGACUUCUUCAUAUGUUAGACAGAAACAGGAGAAUUAAACCCCACCCAGAGAGGUUUCAGUCGACUACAGAACAAUUUAAUCUUAUUCUUACAUGUGAAGAACGAGUUUAUGAUCAAGUGAUUGAAAGCUUGGAAGGCAGAGACAGUCAGACUACUCCUGUUCAUGUGGUAAACAUUGAAAUUCAAGACAACCAUGAAGAGGCAACAAUAGGUGCAUUUCUCAUGUGUGAAUUGGUGUCCAUGAUGGCCAACAGUGAUGACCUUGAUAAUGAUAUUGAUGAAAUGUUGCAAGAUUUUGAAGCAAAAUGUCAACGACCAAUACUACAUUGUCUUCUGUUCUAUUGAUACACAUCUCAUAUAUUACCAUAUAAAGAAAAACGAAGUAUGACCAUCAAAUUGUAUUUCCAGUAUUUGAUACACAGGCUCACUGAUCCAAAUGAGCGUAUACUCUA
This is a messenger RNA of Daphnia pulex (common water flea), 782 nucleotides long. It is a transcript of the gene Ssu72, whose product is annotated as RNA polymerase II subunit A C-terminal domain phosphatase SSU72-like. Gene Ontology annotation, biological process: termination of RNA polymerase II transcription. The coding region runs from base 97 to 675 and encodes 192 amino acids. The transcript has 5 exons. The record is from RefSeq and is a predicted model, not a curated record. NCBI's taxonomy places the organism in Eukaryota, Metazoa, Arthropoda, Branchiopoda, Diplostraca, Daphniidae. Gene Ontology annotation, cellular component: mRNA cleavage and polyadenylation specificity factor complex; nucleus. Gene Ontology annotation, molecular function: RNA polymerase II CTD heptapeptide repeat phosphatase activity.